GGCCACGACGACACUCUAGUGUUGCGACAACAUUCCAAGGCCACAACUAGCACCAGCACCGUGAAGGUCGGAACACAUCCUCAUCACAUUGGAAGUGGUGAAACGGCACUGCCAGAAUCUGGGGACAACCUUGUCGAGACUCGCCUCCCCUAUGACAGAAUUUGUAUCCUAAACUUACUGGAAAUCGUUGCUCGACUGGUCCAAUGGACUAAAAGGGAGGGGUCCCACCUACGGACAGGGCAAUGUGACCCUUCUUAA
Messenger RNA from Ilex paraguariensis (yerba mate), 258 nucleotides. The record is from the annotation of a GenBank genome assembly. NCBI's taxonomy places the organism in Eukaryota, Viridiplantae, Streptophyta, Magnoliopsida, Aquifoliales, Aquifoliaceae.